Molecule: messenger RNA, 1207 nt
Organism: Telopea speciosissima
Lineage: Eukaryota; Viridiplantae; Streptophyta; Magnoliopsida; Proteales; Proteaceae
Product: sulfite oxidase-like
Exons: 12
Coding region: 14-1198 (394 amino acids)
Cellular component (GO): mitochondrion
Molecular function (GO): molybdenum ion binding; oxidoreductase activity
Source: RefSeq, a predicted model, not a curated record
ACUCUUAGGAAGAAUGCCAGGAAUCAGAGGCUCUGCUGCUUAUUCACAUGAACCCCCUCGUGAUCCAUGCCUGAAAAUUAAUUCGAAGGAGCCUUUCAAUGCAGAGCCACCACGUUCAGUCUUAAUUUCGUCCUAUGUGACUCCAGUGGAGUUCUUCUACAAGAGAAACCAUGGCCCAGCCCCAAUAGUUGAUGACAUUGAGAGAUAUCGUGUUUGUAUAUUUGGAUUGGUGGAAAAUCCCAAGGAGCUAUCCUUGGACGAUAUCAGGAAGCUACCAAGGUACGAUGUGACCGCUACUUUACAGUGUGCAGGCAACAGGAGGACAGCAAUGAGCAAAGUAAAAACAGUGAAGGGUGUUGGUUGGGAUGUUGCUGCUAUUGGAAAUGCGGUUUGGGGUGGGGCCAGAUUGGCAGAUGUCCUUGAACUCGUGGGGAUACCUAAGCUGGCAGCAACCACACCAUCAGGAGGAAAGCAUGUUGAAUUUACUAGUGUCGAUAGGUGUAAGGAAGAGAAUGGGGGUCCAUAUAAGGCAUCCAUCCCUUUAAAGCGGGCAACCAGUCCAGAAGCUGAUGUUUUACUUGCAUAUGAGAUGAAUGGAGAGCCUCUCAAUAGGGAUCACGGGUAUCCGUUGCGUGUAAUUGUCCCUGGGGUUAUUGGUGCCCGAUCUGUGAAAUGGUUGGAUUCCAUCGAAAUAACUGCAGAAGAAUGCCAGGGUUUCUUUAUGCAAAGGGACUACAAGAUGUUUGCACCUUCUGUUAACUGGGACAAUAUUAGUUGGCCUACUCGGAGACCUCUAAUGGAUUUUCCUGUUCAGAGUGCUAUUUGUUCCUUGGAGGAUGUGAACGUGGUAAAUGAUGGAAAGGUUAUGGUUGCUGGAUAUGCAGUAUCUGGAGGUGGGCGUGGGAUUGAGAGAGUGGAUGUAUCAGUUGACGGAGGGAAGACAUGGGUGGAAGCAUCCAGGUACCAGAAGCCUGAUGUCCCAUACACUGCUGAUGAUGAUGUAUGCUGUGACAAAUGGGCAUGGAUAUUAUUUAAGGUCGAGGUCGACAUACCACAAAAUGCUGAGAUAGUUGCUAAAGCGGUUGAUAUGGCAGCAAAUGUGCAACCAGAAGACGUGACUGUCAUCUGGAACUUACGGGGAGUACUCAAUACAUCAUGGCAUAAGGUCGAAGUUCAGGUCGGGCGAUCCAAUCUGUAGAUCAGGGGC